AUGGAGCAGCAAGCUUCAACGUCAAAAGUUACCGUCGAGUACUUUGACCCUCAUAAUGUCUACGAGCUCCUGAAGCCCGGCCUGAUCCCCCGAUUACCGUUGCACAAUCUUCACUGGCAAUCACAUUCGGGGCCGUUGCGUUCGAUUGAUACCCUGCAUAUUGAGCUCGUGGACGGCGGCAAGCUGCACCAAGACGAGAAGCCCACCCCGCCCAAGCAACCUGCUGUGUCCGACGCGAAGGAUGACGGUUUUCAGACGCAGGUUGUAGGUGGUCAGACCGAAAAUACCGAAGCCACCGAGAUCAAAUCUGUCGCAGUUAAAGGCGCAGCAAGUCGACGCCACCAAAUUCCUGGUUUGCGCCGCACACCCUACCUCAAGGUUCUCUUGGUUCGAUGCGACGAUAACGAUUCCUACAAGAAUACGGUUCGCUCCGAGGUUCGCGAAUGGAUCAAACAACACACCCCGCCGACCACCUCUUCGAAAAAAGCCAGCAAUCAAGAGAAACAUGAUGCGUACGAGUGGCUAAUCCUGCAUGUUGUUAUCCCCAACACGGCAGCAUCCACGCAACCGCGCAGCACUAGCAAGACUGAAGGCAGCACAGAUAAGAGCACAACGUCGCGAUGGAGACCAGGCUCGACGCCUCUUCUAGAAAAGUUUCGCUCCGAUUUCAACAGCUCCAGCAAGAGUGCACCCGAUAGGAUCGCGCAGAUUCGCAUCGGCAUCAAUGAUGUUCCCUACGAUAUGCUACCGCGAGUUGUCCCUGCCGUACCGUCAGGGUACAAUGAAACUGAGCAGGAUGCUGAGAAAGCAUGGAACGAACUAGUUAACAAGCUGAAGAAUCUGAUUCUAAGCUCGUUUGACAAACGCGUGACACAAUAUGAAGAAGAUAUCAAGGAGAAGGACACGCAACGCACGCUGCCGGGCUGGAACUUUUGCACCUUCUUUAUUCUUAAAGAGGGAUUAGCACUCGGUUUCGAAAAUGUUGGUCUGGUCGAAGAUGCGCUUGUUGGCUAUGACGAACUCAAUGUUGGUCUCGAAUUGGUUCUUGCUGAACAAGCCGAGAUUGGUGAGCCUGAGAGUCAUGGCGGCGCGAUGCUGCCAUUUAGCGACGACCUCAGAAACAUUGCCCGAAAGGCACUUGCUGAGGCUUCAGGCUCCUCGAAUGACGAAGAGGCUGUCGAUAUGCAAUCUGCCAACAAAGUAGCAGUCAAUGUUGAUGAUAUUCCCAUCAGCCCUGCGAAAAAGGCAUACCGCGACAUGAUCCUGGCCAACAAGGUUUCUGUAUUCGACUUUAGAUGUUAUAUCUUCUCUCGCCAAAUUGCACUGCUAUUGCGUCAGGCCAACACGUCCGUGACCAGAGAGCAACUGCUUUCUCGGCUCAAGGAACAACAAGAGUCUAUUCUUCACGGCGUAGCGCCACUCGCGAAAGCUACUCCCCACAAGGAGGACGAUACUGAAAACCUAACUAUACUUGCACAAGUCUGUCGCAGAACACUUGAAUUUAUUCCGUCUCUGUCAAAUGUCAUGCGACACGACAUCAUCACAUCUUUAUCAGCGGACUCCCCAGAGAAUAAGGAGCAAUUUAGUGUCGAGGCGUACCAAGUCAUUGACAACUUGGUUUCGUCCUUUGCCUUUUCCGUGACACAGCAAAUCUUGGCUCAAACGGCCACCAAGGCACUACCGAUUCCGCCAUCAUCGUUGCCGCCCACGGAUGGGGUUGAGCAAAAAGCUUCCAUACCAGAGCCCAAGACGAUGAUGCAUCCAGCCAGGAACUCUUCUCUCAAUGAAAGAUCGCCGAGAGCCCCCUCUAGCCCAGGAUUCCCAGGCCCUGGUCGUGCAUCCGUAGCACCAGCCGGCGAUGGCCAAAGUAGCCAAUUCCUCAAAGUUGGCAUCGAGGAGCUCGCCGCUGGUCGCGCAGAGCUGUAUAUGAUGUCACGAAGCAUUUUACAGAGACUGGGUAAGAUUCGAGGUUGGAGUGCGGGGUGGGAUGAAGCGCCUAUUGUGCACGACUCCGGCAUUGAGGCACUGGAUGAAAUCGACCUCGAUGACGAUAAUAACGACAGCAAUGAUAACGAUUCAACGCAUAACGAAAAGAAGCUAAAUGCUGAGACGACACCUACCAGCGCUGGGAUCCGCAGCCAGCUACUGAUAUCUGCAAUGGAUAAUUCUCAAGACUUUUAUCGUCUUUAUGAAAUCAUGACUGACAAGGCUCUUCGUCAUUAUACAGUGGCUGACCAACAUGGCGCGGUACAGACUGCAAUUGCAGACUUGGCCAUCCUGAAGUUUUCCCUGAAGGAGUACGCUGCGGCCAAGUCUUACUUUGACAAGGCACUUCAGUAUUUUGGCGAGUCAGGAUGGAGCAUGAUUGAGCUCUCGAUGCUGGUCAUGUAUCUCCAGUGUCUGAACGAGCGCAACGCCAACCUAGAAUAUGUGAGGGCUGCACUGAAACUGCUCAAAAUGUCGAGUUCUGCCGAACUGUCCCGCAUUCAGGAUUCAUCGGCGCGCCAGUUGCGACCCAGGCAGGAAUCAGAGGACUCGCCGAUCAAGGGCAUUGUAGCCAAACUGUGCGACUUGGCGUCUUCUUUGCGCAGCGAUGUUCGGUCACCAUUGCCCCUCUUCUUUACAAAUAUAGACAUCCUAGGAACGCCAAAAUACGAGGAAGGCCGUGAUGGGUGCGCCGUCUCAAUUGGCAUAUGGAGCCUGCUGCCUGACGACAUUACUCUGGACAAAGUUCAACUGAAGGUAUCUGGCGUAGACGAGGGUCCCGUCAAGGACCUGACUUUCGCGAAUAAGGGUGCUGUGGUUUUGAAACCGGGCAAAAACAAGCUCUCGGUGUACACCAAUUCUGUCAUUGCCGGCAAAUACAAAGUCAAUCACUUUGGCCUCCAUUCUAGCCGCAUCUUCCUCCACUACGACGCCGACGUCAACACGUCCCAGCCACUUACCUCGGCCAUUUUCAAACAGCCGGAGCUCACCCUCUACCAGCACGCCGACGCCCUCGACGUCGACCUUCAGGCCACCAAGCAUACGUCCCUGGACAAGAACAACAGCCUCGACCUCUCCAUCAGCACGGGGUGGAACACACUCAAGCACUGCGAAGUCCGCAUCAAGCCCAGCUCAGGCGGCCUGCGCCUUCUCACGACCGAGGCCGUCGUCGUCGACUCGUCUCUCGAGCUAGCCAAGCCGCCCGAGUCGGGCCUCUUCCUCUUCAACGCCAUGACGCCCCAGACGUCUGUCACUUUGCGCUUUCCAUUCUCCACAGAGCUUGACCUCGACGAUGUAUUUGCCAAGGUCGAGGUCACCUACGUCACCGACGCCGAUGAGUCUUACCACCUCGCCAAGACGUUUAGCGUCCCUGUAGCUCUCGCUGUCGGCGUCAACGUCCAGGACGUGUUCAAGCACAAUGCGCUCUUCUCGCGAUUCAACGUCACCACCGCCACGAGUGGGCCGCUGCGGCUCUACAAGAGUGAGCUCCUUGACUCGGAACUCUUCUCCGCCACGUCGGGCAUGGCGGCGGCGGCGGCGCCACCCGUUAUCGUGUUCCCCAAGCAGUCUGCCAGCAUGCUCUACCGAAUUCACCGCAACAAUGACUCCCGCAUAGCCACUAGCGCCGCCAAGACCAUGUACCUUAAGCUGCACUACACGCAGCUGCAGACCGAAGUCGCCAACCUCAUCCGCACGUCCGUCUCUGAGGCGCUCCGCGCCGCCUCGCUUGCUCCCUACGUUCGCGCCGUCGUCGCCUCCCUUGCCAAGGACCUCAAGCGCAGCCUACAGCCGUGCGACCUUGAGCGCGCCGCGCUCCUCGGCGCGGUGUCGACGUCAUUCCUCCACGGCAUCCCUUGGGAGAAGCGCCUUCAGGGUAUCGCCCCCAGUCCCACAGUCCACCGCCUCGCCGCGUGCCUGCACCAGUGGCAGGCGGAACACAAGCGCCUCGCCCUUGCCGCCGCCUCGGCCGCACCGUCCGCCUCAAUCCUCAUCCCCGUCGAGGUCCCCUCCCUCACCAUUGUCCACACCGCCGACAUCCGUCUCCGACGGCCCCUCCCCGCCACUAUCAACAACGACGCAGCAAGCGAUAGCGCCGCCACGCCCACAGUCUUCCUCAACCAGGUCCUCCAUGCAACCCUGCACCUCAAGUGGACGCGCAUCUGGGACACGGAGAGCCCGCGCGCUGAGGACCUUGAAUUUAGCUACGACGUCUCCGCGAGCGCCGAGACCUGGCUCAUCGGCGGACGCCGCAAGGGCCACUUUGUCAUCCCCGGGUGCACCGACGAUGACGACAAUGCCGUGUCAUCGUCGACACCCGCGACUGAGGCUGAGAUUCCUCUGAUUCUGAUCCCGCAAAAGGAAGGCUGGCUGCCCUAUCCGAACGUCGACAUUCGCGAGAUCAAUACCGAUCCACCGCCUCGGGGCGGGGUCGAAAGCGCGGGGCAUGCGGCGCUGGGCCACAACAUCGAAGUCGACUGGAAAAAUCUGGGCGAGACGGUGCGAGUUGUUAGUGAUAAACAGGCGCUCACGGUCAGCCUUGACGCAAGUGGCCCUGCAGGCGGACCCUUGGUCUUCGAGAGUGAAAGUCGGCCCAUGGUCAAAGGCAUACGGAUAGUGGCCUAG
Messenger RNA from Beauveria bassiana ARSEF 2860, 4608 nucleotides. Its product is annotated as TMEM1 family protein. The transcript has 3 exons. Lineage: Eukaryota; Fungi; Ascomycota; Sordariomycetes; Hypocreales; Cordycipitaceae. Gene Ontology annotation, cellular component: TRAPPII protein complex. The record is from RefSeq and is a predicted model, not a curated record. The coding region runs from base 1 to 4608 and encodes 1535 amino acids. Gene Ontology annotation, biological process: early endosome to Golgi transport; intra-Golgi vesicle-mediated transport.